UACCUAAAGGUGCACCGCAAUUUUACGUUGACCUCAUGACGAGUUGCUGGGAUGAUGAUCCAUGCAAACGACCAAGCGCAAAGGAUUUAUAUGAUAACAUUAAAUUCUGGUGGCUUGACGGUGAAAAAUUUAGAUUGCUCGACGAAUUUAACAAUAGCGUUAAUUCCGCAUCCUAUUGCAAUUUAAAAAUUCAUCCUGAAGCAAUCUAUAAGAGUCGAUUCAUAUCAUAUGUUUAUUGCCAAGAAGAUGCGAGUGCAGAUGAACAAGAAUAG
Acaulospora morrowiae is the source of this 272-nucleotide messenger RNA. The record is from the annotation of a GenBank genome assembly. NCBI's taxonomy places the organism in Eukaryota, Fungi, Glomeromycota, Glomeromycetes, Diversisporales, Acaulosporaceae.